Molecule: messenger RNA, 1315 nt
Organism: Nicotiana tabacum (common tobacco)
Lineage: Eukaryota; Viridiplantae; Streptophyta; Magnoliopsida; Solanales; Solanaceae
Product: GDSL esterase/lipase At1g29670-like
Molecular function (GO): hydrolase activity, acting on ester bonds
Source: RefSeq, a predicted model, not a curated record
ACCAAUUACACUUAGCAAAAUAAAAAAUAAAAAAUUAGCAACAUGGCUGUAGAGACAAAGACUCCAUUUCUUCUUCUUCUUCUUAUCUUAAGCUUGUUUUUCUUUGCUUUUCUUUCUCCAUGCAGGGGUGAGUGCAAAUUUACAGCAAAUGAGUGUACUAAAGUUCAAGGAAUGUUUGUAUUUGGAAGCUCUUUAGUUGAUAAUGGGAAUAACAAUUUUCUUGUAAACUCAUUGGCUAAGGCAAAUUACUUGCCAUAUGGAGUUGAUUUUCCUUUAUUAGGGCCUUCUGGAAGAUUCACAAAUGGCAAAAAUGUAAUUGACAUUAUUGGAGAACAUCUAAAGCUUCCUGUUUAUAUUCCAAAUUUCAAUGAUCCUGAAACUAAAGGAAGUAAGAUUGUUAAUGGUGUCAACUUUGCUUCUGGAGGUUCUGGCAUUCUUGAUAAUACUGGUGCUGUUGCUGGGGAGGUGAUUAGUUUAAAUAAACAAAUAAGGAACUUUGAGAAUGUGACAUUGGCAGAGUUGGAGGAGCAGCUAGGUUGCAAAAGCAAUGAAUCACUGAAGGAUUACUUGUUUGUGGUGGGAAGUGGAGGAAAUGACUACUCACUCAACUACUUCCUGGGCUUAACCAACAACAAUGUCAGUCUUCAAGAUUUCACUGCAAAUUUGACCACUACACUCUCUCACCAACUCAAGAGGUUGUAUAAUAUGGGAGCUAGGAAAUUUGUGCUCAUGGCAUUAUAUCCCAAUGGGUGCAGCCCAAUGGCUAGGGCUAGAAAUCCCAUGACCACUGGUUGCAUAGAAAGUCUGAAUAGAGCUGCACUUCUCUUCAAUGCUAACUUGAGGAGUUUGGUUGAUUCCAUAAGGCUUCAAAUGCCUGGUUCUACACUUGUCUUUGUCAAUGCUUACAAGGUCAUUAUGGAUAUCUUACAAAAUCCUACUCCUAAAGGUUUUGGUGAUACCAAGAACCCUUGUUGCGAAGUGGGUGGAACUGGAACUUUAUGCAAAAUGGGAGGAAAUAUUUGUUCAAAGAGGAAUGCAUAUGUUUAUUUUGAUGGCUUGCAUCCAACUGAAGCAGUAAACAUUGUGCUUGCUAAUAAGGCUUUUGCUUCCAAUCUCAAAGCUGAAGUCUAUCCUACAAAUGUUAAACUGUUGUCUCAAGUUUAAGACAUUGGCCUUUGUCAUGUCUAAUUUAUUUUCUUUGGUAGAAUUUACGUGGGUAGAUAAGUAUUAUACUUGUACUAUCUCAAUUGCUUUAAUAUGUGAUGUUUAUCUUAGUUGAAGAAGCCAAGUCAUAAAAAAGAAAUCUUUCUCUUCA